Molecule: messenger RNA, 1685 nt
Organism: Hypomesus transpacificus
Lineage: Eukaryota; Metazoa; Chordata; Actinopteri; Osmeriformes; Osmeridae
Product: arginine-glutamic acid dipeptide repeats protein-like
Exons: 4
Coding region: 218-1621 (467 amino acids)
Source: RefSeq, a predicted model, not a curated record
CAGCAUCGUUCCUGUGUGAUACAUUUGGAGACGCCACGCCGUGGAAAGCGGACACUUCACAGCACAAGUAGCAGAAGAUUCCGUGGAUACCGGAGAGUUAUCGUUCACCCAUCGUUCAGCGUGUUCGCUUGAAGGGCAGGUGUAAAAUUGUGACACAUUUGCUGAACUUAGAGGGUGUCAUAAUCAGUAUGUAGGAUCAUCUAUAAAUGACCAAGUCAUGAAUAAAGGAAAGAAAGAAGAUGGGGCGUCCCUUCCAGGGGCGUCUCGCUUUCCCUCACUAACCUCAUCCAGGAAACGGAAGGAGACUGAGCCAGGGAAACAGUCCAGGGAUCUCACCAGAAACCCAAAGUUAUCUGGUAAGACCAGCUCUGGUUUGCAGUCGGUACCAGAAGACACCUUGGCCGAUGCUCCAGCAGCAAAGACUCGCCUGCCUCCGCUGAGGACACAGGAGGCGGCAGGCGCCUCUAAGAGUCAGCCCGGUAAAAAAGAGGCCAAACUGAAAGUUCCUCGGCCCCCGAGUUGCAAGUCCAGUUCAAUGGUUCGUUUGAUUUCAAACAAAGAUUCAAGCGUCCAGCCAGACUCCAAACUUGAGUUCAGGCCCAAAACUGGACUGAAGCUGGAUCAGACAGAGCAGAGGCAGCCGUUCCCUCCUCUGUGCCCCCCUGCUCGGCCUCCAGGGCAGCCGUCUGCUCGCGGCAAGCGUAGACGUCUCGUCGCCGCGUCUGACUCUGAGAAGGCGCCCCUGACUCCGGUCCUCCCUCACAUCGAGGCACCGGCCGUCUCACGCACCGCAACGCUGGACUCCCAGAUGGACGUCUCCUGCGCUGUGCCAACUACACGGAUCGUCCUACAAAAACAAACAAAGGUUGCCCAGGAAACUCUGCCCUCUUUUCCUACCAGUCUGGUGGGCAAACGGCGUCCUAGCUACCUUCUGAUUCGUCCACCCAUUGACAACGCAGCUUCCGCAGACAGGACACAGAAGUCAGCUCACCCGUCCAAACUGUCCAACCCUGUCAGCAACCUGGUUGUGGCUCCACCCACCAGCGCCAAACCACAGAAGCGUACCUCCCAAAAGGUCCGGCGUCUGCAAGUGCGUGCCGACCAGGCCUCCGAGGCCUCCCAGGACGACGGCGCAGCGAAGAAAUCCUGUCUCUUCCCGCCGAUCUCUCGCCACCCGCCUGACGGAGACAGCAAGACUCAGGCCCCACUGAGGCCUCAGGCCCCGCUGACCAGGCCACCUCAGGCCCCGCUGACCAGGGCAUCUCAGGCCCCGCUGACCAGGGCAUCUCAGGCCCCGCUGACCAGGCCACCUCAGGCCCCGCUGAGGCCUCAGGCCAGUGAGGAGCAGCCGGCUCUGCUCCCCAAGAGGAGAGCCAUGGACAUGGUGGAGAAGACCUCCUCUCCUGAGAGGAUGCUGGAUCUGGUGGCCGAGCAGUACUCCUUCAGCCAGUGCCUCAUGUCCUGCCCCAGCACCCCACCAGAGCACGUGUGGAUGCACAGCCACAACACCCAGGAGGAGCGGGUGUUCCUGCCUGACUUUGGGCAGAUGUUUGAGGAGGAAGAUAUUGAAAUGACGUCUGGAAACAAGAGGGAGACCCUGAGAGGAGACGGGUCCCAAUAGUCUGGGGCCCAUCCAGACAUGCAGGACUAGGGUUCUAGAGAAGAUGAUGUGUCCUCUCUCUCUU